Molecule: messenger RNA, 1093 nt
Organism: Caenorhabditis auriculariae
Lineage: Eukaryota; Metazoa; Nematoda; Chromadorea; Rhabditida; Rhabditidae
Source: the annotation of a GenBank genome assembly
AUGCGGAAGUGGGAUGCGUUGGCCGUGGCCGUGCAACACGAUGUCGACGCCGAGGAGGUUUUCAAAGGUUGCGAUUGGAUUUUUAUGGUUUUAUUGGAGUCUUUUAGAAGUAGAAUUUCUCGAAAAGCAAAAACUUUUCGAAGCCGAUGAGAUUGUGGUUGCGAAUGACGCUUGUGAAGACGUCGGAUCGGCUGGAAGUGCGCUGAAUGCUUUCCUUUUGACGGUCCGUAUUUUUUUAAAAGUUGUCAGGAUAUAAAAAAGAAUCCGCUCUGACUGGUUUCAUGACCAAAAUGUCUUCUUUCUAAAGUAUGUCUUCAGUGUGUGCGGACUUAAAGAAAAAUCGUUUUUGCUUUGAAUAUCCAUUUCACAGACCGAGCGACUUUGCGCAAAACGAGGCUUCACCGUACUAAGUGAAGAUGUGAUCAACAACUCGAAAAUUCUCAUUGUUCUAGUGGUCGGCGUCAUUCAUCGCAUUUCAACGAAUAUCUUUCCAGGGACCUCGUACCAAAGAUAUGCUCAGAUCGCACGGCAAAGCUUUCGAGGUAGAAACGAAGGAGACUCCGCCCAUCGAAACUGACGUCGGCUUCGUUCCGGACACGCCUCUAGUAAGCGCGAUCCGCGACGCAGGCCGCGUCGCUCAGGAAACUUCUGUGGGCGUUUUCCUCAUAGGUGAAGCCGUCUGAGAGAGAAAAAAACAUCACUGAAUCAUACAGGAACCGAGAACAAGUGGAACUUGGGCGAUAUUGCGCCAAAAGUGCCCUCAAACACUUCGAUAACCGCCUACUCGUUCAUUGCCGGUCCGGCUAUAGCUGAAUGUCAUGGCGUUUACCUCACCGAUGAUACAAUGGUCUAGAAAGAAUUUCAACUCGUUAAAAACUCCCAGAGCUUGUAGAAACUCAAAUCUUUGGAGUACUGCUGUGAGGAGCGUGCGACGAAAAGGGAGCAGCAUCAGAUCGCCCUCGCCUUUUUAUACUUACCUCCUUCGAUCGCCUGUGCUUUUUUGUCCCUUCAUUCGGGGUUUCCGAUGUCUUCCGCCACUUAUUAUGGAAUCGACAGCGGCGCUAUUGGACUGAAGGUUCUGAUAACUGGUUAA